Messenger RNA from Pezoporus flaviventris, 3085 nucleotides. Its product is annotated as actin-binding protein WASF3-like. Gene Ontology annotation, cellular component: cytoskeleton. Gene Ontology annotation, molecular function: Arp2/3 complex binding; protein kinase A regulatory subunit binding; actin binding. The transcript has 10 exons. Lineage: Eukaryota; Metazoa; Chordata; Aves; Psittaciformes; Psittacidae. Gene Ontology annotation, biological process: actin cytoskeleton organization; positive regulation of Arp2/3 complex-mediated actin nucleation. The record is from RefSeq and is a predicted model, not a curated record. Bases 256 to 1773 code for a protein of 505 amino acids.
CCGCGCAGCCCCGCGCAGCCCCGGGGGCAGCCGCGGAGGGAGAGACCCCCCCCCCCCCGAACCCCCGAAGCCGGCGGAGGUUUCUCCUGCAGGAAAUGCCCAGCAGUAGAUAACAAACUCCAAAACUGCCUUCUGUCCCACCCUGGCCCCAUGAAGGAGGAUGGCAGCAGAGCAUCAUCCCUCUGCUCUCUCAUGCAGUAUGAAGCGGGACACUGAGGCUGAGGUGCAGGAGAGGCGUGAGGGCUCGCCGGCAGCAUGCCGCUGGUGAAGAGGAAUAUCGAGCCCCGGCACCUGUGCCGGGGGGCUCUUCCGGAGGGGGUGACGAGUGAGCUGGAAUGUGUCACCAACAGCACGCUGGCUGCCAUCAUCAAGCAGCUGGGCAGCCUCAGCAGGCACGCAGAGGACAUCUUCGGAGAGCUGUUCAAUGAAGCCAACAGCUUCUACAUGAGGAUGAACUCACUGCAGGAGAGGGUGGACCUGCUGGUCAUCAAGGUGACGCAGCUGGACUCCACGGUGGAGGAAGUUUCACUGCAGGACAUCAACAUGAGGAAAGCCUUCAAGAGCUCCACGGUGCAGAACCAACAGGUCGUGUCUCGCAAUUCUAUCCCCAACCCAGUAAUGGAGAUGUACCAGCGCUGCGACAAGCCCCCGCCACUCAACAUCCUCACACCCUACAGGGAUGACAAAAAGGAUGGCCUCAAAUUCUACACUGACCCCUCCUACUUCUUCAACUUAUGGAAGGAGAAAAUGUUGCAGGCAACAGAAGAUAAGAGAAAGGAGAAGCGCAGACAGAAGGAGCAGCGGCUGGUGGAAGACUCCACCCGGGAGGUGAAGAAAGUGAGGAAAGCCCGCAACCGGCGCCUGGAGUGGAACAUGAUGGCGUAUGAUAAAGAGUUCCGGCCCGAUAACAGGUUCUCACCAUCCCCCUAUCACAUGGCGUCAUCGGAAGGAUCACUGUCCCCAGAUAAUAGAUCUUACGCAUCGGAUGCAGCCGACCACUCAUACCCAGCGAGCCCCAACCACCCGGCACAGCUCCUGACACCAGCAUCCCACCAGCCCCCUGUGGAGCACAAGGAAGGGGUGCUGGUGGCUGCCCCCCCCCAGGAGCACGUCUACCGCCCGUCAGCGGGCAGCCGGCAGAACAGCCUCAACCGGCUCCAGCAGCCCCAUGUGCCGCAGCCCCCCGAGGCCAUCCUCAACGGGCCGAGACCUCACCUAGUCAAGGAGUACGGCCCGCAGCCAGUGCCCAUGGCAGAGUACUUCGUGCCGCCCGCCCCGCCGCCCCCCCCGCCCGUCAUCCCCUCGGCACAGACCGCCUUCGACAGCCCCAUCUCGGCUCCCCCCGCGCUGGCCCCCGGCUCCGCCGGCCCCCCGUCCUACGCACCCUCACCCCCUCCUGUGCCCCCCGGGCCCUACUCCGCCUCCCCGCCGCAGGCCGGCCCCAUGGGACCCCCGGUGGCACCCCCACCGCCGCCGCCGGGGCCCCCCGCUAUUGCCGCCUCACCGGCGCACUCGGCAUCGCCACCGGCUCCCACCAUGGAGCCUCGGAAGCCGCAGAUCCCGCUGAUGCCCAUGAGCGAUGCCCGGAGCGACCUGCUGGCGGCCAUCCGCAGGGGAAUCCAACUCCGGAAAGUCCAGGAGCAAUGGGAACAAGAGGCCAAAAAGGAGCCGGUGGGCAACGACGUGGCGACGAUCCUGUCCCGCCGGAUCGCAGUGGAGUACAGCGAGUCCGACGACGACUCGGAGCUGGAUGAUAACGAGUGGUCAGACUGAGGGGCCCCGGGGCUGGGCGGGCACGGAGCGUCCCAGCUCCGUACCAGGGGUGUGCAGGCACCUUCCCCAACCUCGAUGCCAACAAGCGCGGGCAGCCCCGCUCAUUCCGGAGCUUUGCUUUUACACUAUGUCAAAAACCCUUUGGGCAGCAGCAGCACUGGUAGGAUACAGCUCGGAGGCAGUGAGACCCGAAAUUAGCAGCACCUUCACGUUUUAAUGAUUGCUUUGAAGGCAGGAUUAAAUAGGAUUACUCCAGGUUUACACCUGGAGCAAGAGCAGAGACCAACCCUGAGUGUGCUUUGCUAGGGAAGGGAAACCCAGAGGCAGUAGUGCUUUGUCAGCUAGACAUCAAAUGUGUUAAUGGAAAGCUCCUGGAAAAGAAGCCUGUUUGCACAGCUGGUGCCACCAUGGGUGUGCAGGGGUGGCCAAGCGCUCGGUUUGGGGAUGCUCUGCUGCCUGCAUUUGCAGGAUCUGGCAGCUCCAAAGGCUGCAUGUGGGCAGGAGCCUCCUUCCCCAUAGAAUCAUUCAAUUAUAGAAUAGCUUGGGUUGGAAGGGCCCCAUCCAACCCCCUGCAGUGAGCAGGGACAUCUCCAACUAGGUCAGGUUGCCCAGAACCACAUCCAGCCUUGCCUUGAGUGUCUCCAGGGAUGGGGCAUCCACCAUCUCUCUGGGCAACCUGUUCCAAUAUUUUACCAUAUUUCAUAUAGGAAUGGUCACCAUUGUCCUGCUGCUCCCUGGAGAAGACCAAGGCAUUGGUGACCUGAGCCUGUUUCCAUCCUUUAGGAUUACUUUUUGGGGAGAAAAGGGUGAAGGCAAGGCUUGUGCAGCUGGCAGGGAAACACAGCACUUGUCUAGGCUUGGAAAGGUGCAAUGUGUGAUGUCCUCAGGGGAAAAGGGGCAGCUGGCAAGGGAGCAGAGGUGUCCAGGGAGCUUCCCCAAGCCCAGCUCUCCUUGGCCUUAGUGCUGCACCAUUUCAGUAUUAUUUGGGGAAAAAAUAAAUAGGCAAAAUGCUGCUUUUAGGUAAACUCUCAACUUGCACUUUGCAGCCCCAGAAACUGCACUUGUACAAUUGGGAUCAGCUCAGAUCCAGGCACUAGUUCCCACUGACCUGAUCCUGCCCCAUCCCUUACCUCACCAUUGGGCACUGAUGGGGGACCCCGGAGAGCUGCCCCCCCUUCAGCAUGGCACUGAAAAUACCACUUUGCUUGUCAAAAUAGAGCAUGAUUCAUUCAAGGCUUUUCACACAGCUAUGAAGAGGGGAGGCAAAGGCAGGCAGAGCAAAGGAGUGGGAAUACUGAGCAUAUCACAGUAU